AAAAACUCCUGAAUAUUUAAUUUUUUUGGGAAAAUAUUAACUUAAAACUUAACUAUGGCUCCAAAGGGACGUAAAAAACGCAAUAGUAAAGAUUCAACAUCCAGCAAUGGCGGCAGUGGCGAAGGCGAUGACAAGAAAAAGAAGGAAGGUGGCAGCAAGAAAAAAAGUUCGGGAGGCAAAUCAUUAGGUUGCGAUAUAUUUAAUGAUGCAGCCAUGGAAAAUGCCUAUUAUGUCUGUCAUAAUGUACAGGAUGUUUUAAAAUCUCGCGGCUUUGCUUGGCCAGAUGGUCAAAAGAAAAAGAAGAAGGGUAAGAGAUAAGUAAGUGAAUGAAUUAAAUAUUUAACCAUCAAAUCACCGGCAUACAUACGUAUAGACAGACAGGUGAAUACGUCAUGGCGAUCACCCACGACAUUAAUUAUACGCCAUAAUUGUAGAUGACCGAAAUUAAAAAUAUUUUUA
Molecule: messenger RNA, 459 nt
Organism: Lucilia cuprina (Australian sheep blowfly)
Lineage: Eukaryota; Metazoa; Arthropoda; Insecta; Diptera; Calliphoridae
Product: small lysine-rich protein 1
Exons: 2
Coding region: 55-318 (87 amino acids)
Source: RefSeq, a predicted model, not a curated record